UGUAGAUAUAGCGAGAUAGAUUCAGCUUACUUCCUGCCGUGGGAGUGCAUGGACACCAGCAACCGGCGGACGGCGUGCAUCAUGCUGCACAAGAUGCAGUACAAGAUCAGCCUCAAGGCGCUGGGGCUGGCGGCCGUCGGCGUCAGCACCAUGACCGGGGUAAGGAAUACGAGUCCUUCAAUGUAGAUAUAGCGAGAUAGAUUCAGCUUACUUCCUGCCGUGGGAGUGCAUGGACACCAGCAACCGGCGGACGGCGUGCAUCAUGCUGCACAAGAUGCAGUACAAGAUCAGCCUCAAGGCGCUGGGGCUGGCGGCCGUCGGCGUCAGCACCAUGACCGGGGUAAGGAAUACGAGUCCUUCAAUGUAGAUAUAGCGAGAUAGAUUCAGCUUACUUCCUGCCGUGGGAGUGCAUGGACACCAGCAACCGGCGGACGGCGUGCAUCAUGCUGCACAAGAUGCAGUACAAGAUCAGCCUCAAGGCGCUGGGGCUGGCGGCCGUCGGCGUCAGCACCAUGACCGGGGUAAGGAAUACGAGUCCUUCAAUGUAGAUAUAGCGAGAUAGAUUCAGCUUACUUCCUGCCGUGGGAGUGCAUGGACACCAGCAACCGGCGGACGGCGUGCAUCAUGCUGCACAAGAUGCAGUACAAGAUCAGCCUCAAGGCGCUGGGGCUGGCGGCCGUCGGCGUCAGCACCAUGACCGGGGUAAGGAAUACGAGUCCUUCAAUGUAGAUAUAGCGAGAUAGAUUCAGCUUACUUCCUGCCGUGGGAGUGCAUGGACACCAGCAACCGGCGGACGGCGUGCAUCAUGCUGCACAAGAUGCAGUACAAGAUCAGCCUCAAGGCGCUGGGGCUGGCGGCCGUCGGCGUCAGCACCAUGACCGGGGUAAGGAAUACGAGUCCUUCAAUGUAGAUAUAGCGAGAUAGAUUCAGCUUACUUCCUGCCGUGGGAGUGCAUGGACACCAGCAACCGGCGGACGGCGUGCAUCAUGCUGCACAAGAUGCAGUACAAGAUCAGCCUCAAGGCGCUGGGGCUGGCGGCCGUCGGCGUCAGCACCAUGACCGGGGUAAGGAAUACGAGUCCUUCAAUGUAGAUAUAGCGAGAUAGAUUCAGCUUACUUCCUGCCGUGGGAGUGCAUGGACACCAGCAACCGGCGGACGGCGUGCAUCAUGCUGCACAAGAUGCAGUACAAGAUCAGCCUCAAGGCGCUGGGGCUGGCGGCCGUCGGCGUCAGCACCAUGACCGGGGUAAGGAAUACGAGUCCUUCAAUGUAGAUAUAGCGAGAUAGAUUCAGCUUACUUCCUGCCGUGGGAGUGCAUGGACACCAGCAACCGGCGGACGGCGUGCAUCAUGCUGCACAAGAUGCAGUACAAGAUCAGCCUCAAGGCGCUGGGGCUGGCGGCCGUCGGCGUCAGCACCAUGACCGGGGUAAGGAAUACGAGUCCUUCAAUGUAGAUAUAGCGAGAUAGAUUCAGCUUACUUCCUGCCGUGGGAGUGCAUGGACACCAGCAACCGGCGGACGGCGUGCAUCAUGCUGCACAAGAUGCAGUACAAGAUCAGCCUCAAGGCGCUGGGGCUGGCGGCCGUCGGCGUCAGCACCAUGACCGGGGUAAGGAAUACGAGUCCUUCAAUGUAGAUAUAGCGAGAUAGAUUCAGCUUACUUCCUGCCGUGGGAGUGCAUGGACACCAGCAACCGGCGGACGGCGUGCAUCAUGCUGCACAAGAUGCAGUACAAGAUCAGCCUCAAGGCGCUGGGGCUGGCGGCCGUCGGCGUCAGCACCAUGACCGGGGUAAGGAAUACGAGUCCUUCAAUGUAGAUAUAGCGAGAUAGAUUCAGCUUACUUCCUGCCGUGGGAGUGCAUGGACACCAGCAACCGGCGGACGGCGUGCAUCAUGCUGCACAAGAUGCAGUACAAGAUCAGCCUCAAGGCGCUGGGGCUGGCGGCCGUCGGCGUCAGCACCAUGACCGGGAUAUUGAAGACAACAUUUUCAUACUACGCAUUUCUGCAAACAAUGGGAGAGUAGCAAAAUAGAACUCGACUUUAAUUUAAUUUGCUUAAAAAAGAUUUUGUCUUGUAAUUGUCAUGUUUCUAUCUAUUAUAUUUGUGGCUUCUCAGAAUAAACAAUGAUAACUUGCAAUAGUAGAUAAUGAAAAUAUUACUUAGUUCCAUCUGAAUUGUAACAACUUUUUCAAUUAAAUUACAUACACGUAUUCUAAAUAAUUGUCUUUUACUUUAGGCACUUACUAUGUAUUAGGUAUUAGACAACCUACUACUACAUUUAUUUUGCCAACUUAGCACCUAUUAAGCACAACUGUUACUAAGAUGAAGAUUGCGUCACCUCGGGGUAUAAUUUCAUGAGCCAUAAUCUGUAAAUUAACUAACUAUCCUCAUAAAAUAAAUAAUAAAUAACUCAGUAUACUGGACAGUACGAGUAACAUCAAUGAGUAGAGUACUAGUACUAUCGGUCAUCCAGCUACCCAUUUCCGGUCAUGUCAUCUCGUUCUAUUGCAAAGAAUCACCAUUUGAUGUGAGCGAAGUGUGGCCGAUAGUACCUAUGUUUAUCUCGGGUAAAUUGCACCUAUUCAAGUAAAAUUCAUAUGAAUGAAUGAAAAUUUACGACGACCUAAUGGGCCCGUGGUGCAUUAGCUCAUGGGGACGACCUUUGUCUCGCAUUCGAUGGGCAUUUCUACUGCAUGGUGUAUUUUUUCUCAAUUCGGUGCUAAAAUUUAUAUUUAGUUUUUUAAGUA
Ostrinia furnacalis (Asian corn borer) is the source of this 2747-nucleotide messenger RNA. RefSeq lists its product as uncharacterized. Lineage: Eukaryota; Metazoa; Arthropoda; Insecta; Lepidoptera; Crambidae. The transcript is spliced from 2 exons. The coding region runs from base 1859 to 2023 and encodes 54 amino acids. The record is from RefSeq and is a predicted model, not a curated record.